UUAUCUCCACUGUACCCAAAACACGGCUGAAAAACUCCAAACAAGCUGCGAUGAAGCCAUUCUCUAACGACCGGAUAAAUGAGCCUUCACCGUCAAAGAGGUAAACGAUUCUGCUCAUCAGCGCCACCCGACAAAACACAAUAACAAACGAACCACGGCAAUCAGUUGCAUAGUAGGCGUCCGUCGUCGGUGGCUGAGUUUUACUUUUAUCAAGGUACCCAUUUCACCAGGUUGUAACAGACCAGGCGAAACCUCGCAGAAGGCCAUGCUCCACGCUCGAAUCACCGUUGGCUCGGUUGAAACAUAGUAGCUGCUAGCCAUCGAAACAGUUUUCCACCCUGUGUGUAGUAGGCAGGGGGCACCCACGUUUUAGUCCAUUUUCAACCACCAACCGAAACGGAUUGCUUCGUUCGGAAAACUGCAAAAAUUCGAGCAAUCAACGCGCGACGAUCACCGGACGAUACCUAUCUAUCGUUCUACGUUUCCCAUACAUUAACGCUAGUAAUUCUCACGCGGAAGUCUCGCUGGAACCAAUUGGGCAUCUUCUUCGUCACCGCUGGCUGUUCCGCACAGUUUGCAUUUUUGACCCGACUGCAGCCUCAGUCAGUGGCGCAGCAUCAUCUUCCACACCGGAUUGACAUUUAAUAAAUUGUUGUACAUAUGAUUCUUUGUUGUACCGAGAGCUCCGAUCGAAUGUAAUCUCCCGUGGCUGCUGCGCGGUAACGAUCGCGCAUCGAUCGCAGAACGAGUUUUGCCUAUGUGGAGCUGCUGAGCAGAGUCAAGGAUAUAUCAAAGUGACCGUUGACUGGCAUCUUCGAUCAUCGGUUGCCUACCACCAUCUCCACGCCUGCUGAGAGGAUCGCGAAAUCGUAAAGAAUUUUCUGUUACUUGAUAGCCAGCGUGGGGUGCGCUCGGAAGCGGGAAUUCUUUCCGGUGAAUCGUUUUCGUUGAUUGUGCUACUGUGCUACAAAGAACCGUUCGGAAAAGGGCAAGAUAUGAUCUUUGGUGCGCGGAGACAAGCAUGAAGAAAGUUCUUAAACUAGUCGUUCGAGUUGGUGAAGAUUUAGUACAGUGUUGUGCAGUGCCGGGAUGGCCUCGAAUCCGAUGAAGACGGAGAAGAUUGCGAUGAUCGUGGUGAUCGUAGUGGGUUCCCUGUUGUCAGUAGUGCACAAUGACCCAGUUCGGAGGUUUCAAAAAGUGACAAAGAUCGAAGAAGAUGAGUCCACCACCAAGAUUCAGGACUUGGAGUCGAGUGUCGAGGAAUCGUCGACUCCGGUUUCGGACUUCACACACAGUGAAGCACGCAGCAAUGCGACGGACAAUGAAGCGGACAGUGUUGGGAUCAGUACAGUGAUGGUGAAACUGAAGCAUUUUGGAACGAAGAAUUUUACGUUUCUGGAGCCGGAUCAUAUACCGAUCAGUGAUUUUAUGGGUCUAGACGAGAAUGUGGAUCUGGAGUUGCUGUUUAGCGAGCAGAUGGGUGCAGAUCACAAGGAUAGCGGAAAUCCCGUGGAAAAUGUUGUGCUCCAGAUCGAAGACUACGAUGACGAAGGGAACUCUCAGAGCUAUUUUCUUCACUCUUCUCCGUACUCCGAAAACCCGUCCAAUGAAACCUCACCCUGUUCAUCGACAUCGACCGUCUCCUCGCGAGUUACAGGCUUCUUCCGGGACGUCCUUCAGCGGCUAGGGGUGUACAAGUACAUCAUGGACUACCAGGAGGAUCAACAGCGAGAACCAAAGGUGCCUCAUCGAUUCCAUUCGCAUUUUAUCGACACACCGAGUGGCGGCAUCCGUAAUCUUCCGAAUCAUUUCGUUGACCAGGUGACUCCAUCGUCAGGCUCCUCGACGAAAAAGCCUCCCAAGCCGCACAAGGCCCACGGUGGAGGGCUGUUCAACCAGUUCAAGCAGCGCAUCAAAGCGAUCUAUCCGGGCACGGUGUGGUGCGGCGAUGGCAACCAGGCCAAGAGCGAAAACGACAUCGGGUUCUUCUACCAGACCGACGUGUGCUGCCGGGCGCAUGAUCUCUGCCCGACGGCCAUCUCAGCCGGGGAGCAGUUCAACCGGCUGAAGAACAAUGGAUAUUUUACCAGAUCUCAUUGCGACUGCGAUAAGCAGUUCUACAACUGUCUAAAAAACGCCAACACCUUAGUAUCAAACCAGAUCGGUUACACCUACUUCAACCUGCUCAAGCCACAGUGCUUCCGUCAUGAACACCCAAAGGUUGCAUGCUCAAAAAAGGUCAAGGGCAAAUGCCUAUCGUACGUGGUGGACGAAACCCAGGACAAGUUGUGGCAGUGGUUCGACAACCUUACCUACUGAUGCAGUUACAAACUAACCAUUCCUUUACAGGGUGCAUUACAAAUUUGUGUGUGUGGAUGUGUGUGCAUGCACGUAAUCAUACACAGCUACGUCUGAGACGUAGUCUUAUUUAUUAAAACUAUAAACCGUGGACUCCUCCAAGCAGGGAGUUCUACCCAAACCCAACAAAACGUUCCAGUAGACUGGACUAAAAAAGCAAAAAGUGUGCAAUUGUGAUACAAAACCGAAACAAAGCAAGUGUUGCCAAAUAUACCGUAAAGUAAGCUG
Molecule: messenger RNA, 2586 nt
Organism: Aedes albopictus (Asian tiger mosquito)
Lineage: Eukaryota; Metazoa; Arthropoda; Insecta; Diptera; Culicidae
Exons: 5
Coding region: 1090-2319 (409 amino acids)
Biological process (GO): phospholipid metabolic process; arachidonate secretion
Source: RefSeq, a predicted model, not a curated record